Ricinus communis (castor bean) is the source of this 1134-nucleotide messenger RNA. RefSeq names its product E3 ubiquitin-protein ligase MPSR1. Gene Ontology annotation, molecular function: ubiquitin protein ligase activity. Lineage: Eukaryota; Viridiplantae; Streptophyta; Magnoliopsida; Malpighiales; Euphorbiaceae. The transcript has a single exon. The record is from RefSeq and is a predicted model, not a curated record. Gene Ontology annotation, biological process: protein ubiquitination. The coding region runs from base 314 to 1015 and encodes 233 amino acids. Gene Ontology annotation, cellular component: cytoplasm.
AAUAUUUUGCAAGAUGAUUGAUGAUGAUGAGGUUGCCCAGCCAAGUCCACUCCAUCAUAAAAAUAUCUUCCCUUCAAAGUUUGCAGCUGGACAAAGACAGCUUAUUAUUAGGUGACAGGAUAAACAUGAUAAACAGCAGCAGCAACACACAGAAUUCCAGAUCUUUCUACCACUUUCCUCUCUCUAAUUCCUAUGGGCUCUUAUAUUCUUCUCUCUCCAUUGUUACGCCUGGCUAUCUUCUCACUUCUCUUUUUCUCUUAGAUACUUCCUUUCUUUUCUUUCUCUCAAGGUUCUCGCACACUUAUUUCGAUCAAUGGCUUCUGAAACUCAAGUACCUGAACUAUCUUCAGCCUUUGAAAGAUUCCUAAGACACAGAGAUCUGUCUUUGUUCUUGCCUUUCAUCUUAGGCUUUACUUCCACCACCACAAACACAAACACAGAAAACCCAGAUCAAGAAAAUCAAGAAACAACCUCUCGACAUGAAAGAAUCAUCCUAAUCAACCCUUUUACUCAGGGUAUGGUGGUGAUAGAAGGAACUGAAAGUUUGGAUUCUCUUCUUAGAGAACUAGCUGCCAAGAACGGCCACCCACCUGCCUCUAGGGCAUCAAUAGAGUCCUUGCCUAGUGUAGAUGUUCAAGAAAUUGGUGAUCGUGAUAGCGAGUGUGCUAUUUGUUUAGAGGAGUGGGAGAUUGGUGCUGGGGCUGUGGUGAAAGAGAUGCCCUGUAAGCAUAGGUUUCAUGGUAAUUGUAUAGAGAAGUGGUUGGGGAUUCAUGGGUCUUGCCCUGUUUGUAGAUAUAAGAUGCCUGUUGAUGAUGAGGAGUUGAGCAAGAAGAGAGAUCAUGAAGAAGAAGGAGAAGGAGGGAGAGAGAGGAGAAGAGAGAUUUGGGUUAGUUUCUCUUUCAACAGUAGUAGUAGUAAUAGGAGAAAUGAUGAUUCUAAUCAAACUCCUUCAAGUGAGUCUAAUGAUGUCGAUGAUAAUUCUACUCCAAGUCCUGAUCAGGAAAGGGAGGGUUAGUGAUAAUUUUUGUUUGGGUUUUUUUGUGUGCAUUUCUAUUUCUGAAAGAGUUUGUACAUAAAAUAAUUGUUUUCUUGAGUUCCCCUUGGAUAAUAUAUGAGUUGCGUACUUUUUCUCCA